AUGGCAAUUAUCCACGUGAAUACACUUGCUGAACUUGACGCACUCACAAAGGAACAUACCGUCAUCGUUGACUUCUUUGCGACGUGGUGUGGUCCAUGCCAACUUAUGGGACCAAUCUUCGAAGACCUUGCUAAGAAACACACCAACCUCAAAUUUGUGAAAGUCGAUGUCGACCAAGGCCAAGAAGUAUGCAUUAAGUAUGGAGUCAGAAGUAUGCCAACCUUUGUUCUCUUUAAAGGAGGCGAUGUUGUUAAGAAAUUUACUGGUGCAAGCAAGACAGAUUUGAACAACAUGGUUAACCAAGCUUGA
Entamoeba invadens IP1 is the source of this 309-nucleotide messenger RNA. Its product is annotated as thioredoxin, putative. The record is from RefSeq and is a predicted model, not a curated record. Bases 1 to 309 code for a protein of 102 amino acids. Gene Ontology annotation, molecular function: protein-disulfide reductase activity. NCBI's taxonomy places the organism in Eukaryota, Evosea, Mastigamoebida, Endamoebidae. The transcript is spliced from 2 exons.